Molecule: messenger RNA, 3039 nt
Organism: Siniperca chuatsi (mandarin fish)
Lineage: Eukaryota; Metazoa; Chordata; Actinopteri; Centrarchiformes; Sinipercidae
Gene: gjb9b
Product: gap junction protein beta 9b
Exons: 3
Coding region: 1712-2473 (253 amino acids)
Biological process (GO): cell communication
Cellular component (GO): connexin complex
Source: RefSeq, a predicted model, not a curated record
UUGCGAAUAAAACUAUACACGGAUUGUAGUGCUUUACUCCUGCGGCUGAUACUUGUAACUUUGAAAAAUGGAACAAAGUCAGGUUGAAGGUAAAAAGAGAAAGAGAAAAUGAAAAAAAGGAGCAUUGACUCAUACAGUCUUGCAAAAAUGUUGCAGUUCAACCUGUAGAGCAAGUCACAAUCAAGGAUCUUUAACUAUUUCAGAUGAGAUGAAUUUGUAAACAAGGAGCUAGAUAUAGCUGUAGACAUAAUGGAGAUCAAUUAAUGUAAGUGUAAAUGGGUAUUUUCUAACUAAGAAUUAUGUUGGCACAUUUGGACAUCCCUGCCUACACCUGUUUGUGUGAUGAGAAUGUUUAUGGUUGUUGAUUUCCCUCAUAAGAAUUGAAACUCUGGCACAUUGUGUAAGACUCUUAAUAAAACCAGGGGCAUGCACUAGAGCUGCAUUUGCAUCGCACUGAGUACGGAUAUUGGAAUCAAAUGCAUCACAUAACCUGAGGUUUCUCAGUUUAGAAAGCAUGAUAUGCCUCAUCUGUCACAACAAAGAGAAAGACAAACACACGGCAAAGAGAUAGACGAGGCCGGCUGGUGUCGGCAGGGAAGGCAACAUUGCAAUCUAGAGCUAAUAGGAAAACAAAUUGUGGUCCAGCUUUGCCAUCUCAAGAUGUAGUGUUGUCGUUUUUUUUCUUCCAUCUGAAUGUCACUUCAAAGUUUGUGUAUGUGGGCAUUUUUUAUGAAAUUGGGAAGCAAUCACACUGAUAAAUCACAUGCUCAAUGAACACACAACUUGAAUUUUUGUCAGGCCUCUGUGGCACUUCUAAAAAAAAAUGACAUGCCUGAAGAUUCAAAACAAGUACACACAUUACAGCCUGUUCUCUGUGUAAAACUGAGGAACAUCAUAGUCCCAAAGGCACAGGCUGAGAUACAUUUUAAGAUUAAUACCACUGGUUGUAUUAUCCACUUAGAAGGAGAGAUAAAGUGUAGGUAGCAUCAACAGUGAUCGAAUGUGUCUGCCUUUCAGUAGCCUAGGUUGUGAUUCUGAAGGCAUUCAUUGAGUCAAGUCUUUUUAUGCUGUGUAAUUUAAUAGUCAGAAAAGCUGGAUGACAGAGAAAAUAGCAACUCAUUUGACAGCUCAAUAUGUCGAUGGUGAUGCCGAAAUGCUGAAGGAAAGUGUUUCUGAAUUCAAAUACUCUGGAUUAGACGAGACAGAAUUGAAAUGGAACAGUGAACAGCGAGGCUGUUAUCCAACUUGUUCCCUGUCAGGCCGUGGGCAUUCAUCAGAAUGAGAUGUUAAUGUAUAAGAGAAGCAUUUUCUUCUGUUUUUGAAAAGAAAUCUUUUAGAAAUCUUAACCCUUAUGUAGCAGCAGAUCCUCCUUAUGUGUACACUUACAUAACAAAAUCUAAUGUGUAUUUCAAUGGUAUUUGCACUCCUCACUCAACAGUCAUACCUGUCCCAAACUCCCAACCCAAACUAAAUCUCUAAAUCUCUUUCAGGUUUAAACACACAUUCUGUAAUGGACAUGCAUGCACACAGCAACAUACGACACACCUCCAAACCCCAGAGAGAGAGAGAAAAAAAUGGGAAGAGGAUACACAUGCAGCCAAAGUUCAGAUCAUCAGGAACCUCAUCCCACCAACCCCGCCUGGUCUUCUGAGGAGCUCUUUCAUCUCCUUUAGCCUCCUCCGUCCCCUCCUCCACCUCUAAGGCAGCAGUCAUGAACUGGUCUGCAUUGGAGGCACUCCUCAGUGGGGUCAACAAGUACUCCACCGUGUUUGGCCGCGUCUGGCUCUCCAUGGUCUUCAUCUUCCGGGUGAUGGUGUUCGUGGUGGCGGCCCAGCAAGUGUGGAACAACAAGGACUUUGCCUGUAACACGGCACAGCCGGGCUGCGCAAGCGCGUGUUACGACCACAUCUUCCCAAUCUCCCACAUCCACCUGUGGGCCCUGCAGCUCAUCUUCAUCACCUGUCCAUCACUGAUGGUGGUGGGGCACGUCAAGCAUCGUGAGAGGAAGAACAUGCAGUACACCGCCUUGCACAAGGGUGCUCAUCUGUAUGUUAACCCUGGGAAGAAACGUGGGGGCCUGUGGUGGACUUACCUGGUGAGUCUGAUUUUCAAGGCAGGCUUUGAUGCUGGCUUCCUUUACCUCCUGUACUACAUCUAUGAUGGUUACGACCUGCCCCUCCUGUCCAAGUGCUCCCUGGUGCCGUGCCCCAAUACAGUGGACUGCUACAUAUCAAAUUCCACUGAGAAGAAGAUCUUCACCCUCUUCAUGGUAGUCUCCUCUGCUGUCUGCAUCUUAUUGUGUAUCUGUGAGAUGGUUUACCUCAUCUACAAACGCAUCCACAAACUCAUUAGGAGGAAGACUGAGGCAGAGAGGCAGAUGUUCAGGUCCAAAAAGUCAAUCACAGUGGACCCUACAGCCUCUAUCCACAACUGUAUUAACUACAAGCCUGAGGAGUGGCUAUCUAAGAAAUAAUAAUGUACAAUAUGGCAGCGGUCAUGUUGAAAAACUGAGCAAAGUAGAGUUUUUGUUUUGUAAAUUGUAUCAUGUUAAAUGACUUUCUGCAGUAAUGCACGCCUUGUGCAUGCAAAUUAACCCCUCAAAAAGGAUGAUUACAGAGGAAGUUAAAGGGUUUAGAGAAUUUUUUGGAAUCUGUUAUAUCAGGUACUUGUUAAAUAAAACUAUCCGUAUAAAAGACCCCCAGUGAUGUAAAUACAGUAUGCACACAGAGCUCUUCCUUCAGGGGUAACACAGAAAUCAGAAAGUAGAAAUCACUUAAAGGUUUUUUGUUCUCAGAUAUAUGCAUCACGAAGAAAAUGCUCUUUAUUGUUCAGUAGUUACUUUGAAUCCUUUUGACAUUUUGUGUUCUCACACUAUUAGAUCAUGAAUGCUUAAUGAAGGUAUGAUCUAUUUAUGAACAAAUUCCAGAUAUCUUUUGUACCCACAAAUGUGGUUAUUUGAAUUAAAAAGAAUGAAGUAAGAUUUUAGAUAAUACAUUUUGUUUUACAUUUUCUAUUUAUUGUUGUGAUCUAUAAAGUUAU